UUAUGUAAUGUAAUGGUGUUACACAGUAACCUCUCUUGUGGCUGAAGAAUCGUCGCUGCUGGAGGUAAAAUCGGACGAAGACUGGUGCUAGAAUAUUUUAUAAAUGUGGACAUAUUUUUUUUAUCGUUUCCGGGAGUGUCUCAGGAGUUAGCAGCCACAGACAAGACGAAAAAGGGACACAAAGCAGAGUUUCUAUUCAUUCUUGAGUGGGGACAUAGCAUGCGUUUAACGACAGAAAUAGGCUAUUGUGCACGCCUUCUGGAUAAUGUCAACGCGUAACUGGGACUAAAGUGCAUUAUUAGGGCAGGAUAGAUUACCUAGAGUUGAUGCAUGGUCUCUUUUUUUCCUGUUUGAAGGAGCCCUAAACAGAUGUUGUCAGAAGAGCGACACGUCGCAGCUGUCUGAGCGCAUGUAAACUGUCGAUGCAGCGCUACUGUAGCUUACCAAAAAGUGCUGCAACGAGGACUCUCACACUUUCUGCUUGGCACAUUUAGAUCUGUAUGACAUAGACUUUCCCAUUCACGAUGGAGCUGAUGGAGUGUCCGCUCUGUCUCUUCCUGAUGUGCGAGCCGGUGACCGUGUCCUGUGGUCACACGUUUUGCCGGAGAUGCGUCAGGAGUUUCCUCCCGUCCAAAUGUCCCCUGUGCAAAGAGAGAUUAAAACCCAGGGAUGUAAGGGCGAUGAAAAACAACGUGCUGCUCAUCAGUGUGGCUGAAAAGUGCUGGCCCGAAGAGACGAAGAUGAAAUGCCACAUCCAGGAGAAGCUGAAAGCUGGACAGUUCAUUGAAGCUUUACGCAUCACCAACGAGGGCAUAGACUCGGUCCCUGAGGAUCUCAGUCUCAAGUUGUACAGAGCUGACGCCAACAUGGGCCUCCUGCAUUUACCUGAUGCUCUGACCGAUCUUGACUACCUCUGCUGCCUUCGACCCAACUGGACUGAGGGCCUGUUUCGUAAAGGGAAUGUACUGCUGGAAAUGGGUCAGCAGAUGCAAGCACUCAUCCACUUUCACAGAUGCCUAAAAAUCCAAGCCGACUUUGUCCCUGCAAAAACCCAGAUAAAAAAGAUCCUGGAGGCCGAGGGUGUAGCAGUGCCCGAGGAGCUGCCCAGUAUGCUGCAGGUUGUUGCUGAGUAUUUGAAAGAGCCUUUUCCUAUCACCAGCCUGAGCAGCUCCCAGGGGACCCUCAGUCACCCUAGAGGAGUGGAGGGGGAGGGCGACACCACGAGAGGGCCUCCGCAGGUGAAACAGGACACUGGUACAGAGUGCUGUCUCUCCCUGUGCCAGGCUGUGUCCUUCCUCCCUGCAGCUGACGAAGAUGAGGAGCUGAUGAUGAGAAAAGAGUUUGUGCAGUGCAGAGCCGAAAACAGCCUGAACCGAGAGAAAACUCUGAGUACCUUGAGUGUGUCAGACUUUGAAUGCCCACUCUGCAUCAGAUUGUUUUUUGAGCCAGUCACUACACCAUGUGGUCACACAUUUUGUAAAAACUGCAUGGAAAGAAGUUUGGACCACAACCUCCGCUGUCCACUCUGCAAGCAACCACUGCAAGAGUAUUUUAAAAACAGGAAGUUCAAUGUUACAGCUCUGCUACAAGAUAUGAUGACCCGCUUAUUCCCAUCCCAACUGGCAGAAAGGGAAGAAAUCCACAACAAUGAGAUGGCUGAACUGUCAAACCUUACAAAGGACAUCCCGAUCUUCGUCUGCACUGUGGCGUACCCCGGGGUCCCCUGCCCACUGCACAUCUUCGAGCCACGGUACCGCCUCAUGAUGCGACGUUGCAUGGAGACGGGCACAAAAAAGUUUGGCAUGUGCAGCUAUGAGCAUGGCAAAGGGUUUGCUGAUUAUGGAUGCAUGCUAGAGAUCCAUGGUCUGGAGCUGCUACCUGACGGACGCUCUUAUGUGGACACAGUGGGAGGCAGCCGAUUCAGAGUCUUAAGGAGAAGUCAAAGAGAUGGAUACCACACUGCGGAUAUCGAGUACCUAGAAGACCAGAGGGUUGAUGGGAGUGACUUGGAGCUGCUGCAACGUUUACAUGACAGUGUGUACCAGCAAGCUCAGGACUGGUACCAACGUCUGGGCAGUCGGUUCCGAGACCAGAUCAACAGACAGUAUGGGGCCAUGCCAGCCACAGAGGACGAUAUUCAGGCUUCUGUCAACGGUCCCAUAUGGUGCUGGUGGCUGCUGUCAGUCCUGCAGCUGGACCCUGCCUAUCAGACCACUGUCCUGUCUCUGACCUCUCUCAAAGACCGCCUGGGACAUCUGCGUCUUGUCUUGGAGUACUUCUCUCAAAGCUAGACUUAAACCAGCUUAAAAAUGAAACGCAAAACUCAAAUGGUAUAUACCGUGUUUAGACUGUCUUGAUCUUGGACUACUUUUGAUAGGUUUGUUUUACUGACACAGCUCAAAGCCAAAUCACUUGGGCCAUAGAAACUACAACAACAACAAUGCAGAAAUAAUAACUUGUAUUUAAAUAUUUCUUAAGAAUUCUUUAAGACUACAACAAAAAUCACCUAAAACAACCACUAGAUGUCACCAUUGUCUAUUUUUUUUUUUUUUACCAACAAGCAGUGUCUGGUAAGUCCAAGCUGUUCAAAACCCUUUUGUCAAAUAAAAAAGAUUAAGUUGCUAUUUUUGAGAUUUAGAAUGUCUAUGCACAUAAUAUCUGUGACACUGCAGGUGGCAGUUUGGCAUAGGGAGGGCUUGUAUGCAGUAAUGCUUGCUGUUUACUUUCUAUCUGCCUUGAAGCCCAUUUACUGUGGCCCUUUUUAUACUAUAUAAUUAUAUUCCCUGUUUAAAAUUUACAUUAGGAAUCUUGCAAUAAUUGUAGUUGUUGAAUGUGGUGCCCAAUGGGAUUUUUUUUGAAUGAAAGUUGUAAUGUGUUUGUGAAUUGAAUGGUCACAUCUACAUAUUCAGUGCAGCUUUAAUUUAAGCAUUGAAUGUGAGCGAUCCCGUUUGAGUGAAAGUGAGAGGCGUUUUUUUUGUGAGCUCAUAACUCAUUUCUAAACCUGCAGUACUGCUAUUAACAUUGUUGCUAUAAUUUCACAGGUUCAAGUUAAUAUAUUACAAUAUAAUUCCCUUUGUUCAGUUAGUAAAAAGUAAAAUAAAGUAAACCUUUAAAAUAAUCAAAUAAUGAUUCAAGAUAGUCUUCCAGUCAUAUAAUAUCAAAACUGAAGUGAUUUGUGUCCAGAGCCCUUAAUGUGCAUCAUAAUAACUUAAUUUAAUCAGUGUAUUGCAAUUUAUUGACUUGAACCAGUAGUUAGGUAACUGUUAUUGUUAUCUCUUUGGGUUAAUAUCUCAAAGCAGCCCAGAGUCUAAUCAUGCAGAUGUUUUAUUAGCUGCUAACUAAUACUUUAAGUGCAAUAUCAUUGUUUUUUUAAAAGGUCACUAUAGCCAUUUUAAACCAAACCUCAAACUAAGCAAUUUUAAGUCUUAGCAUUCUAUGAAAAUAAACAAAAUAAUAUCAGCAAUUUUAUGUGUUGCUACAUUCCAUACAUUUUUGCAAUUAAGGCAUUAAGAGAAAAUAAGUGACAGAAGAAGCAGAAAGGUCUACUUUGCCUAAAUGUGCUAUAGCUAUUUUAUUUUGUUCAUGUUUGCAGCCUACAUCGUCUUCACAUCCAUUGCUUCUUGUGUGAUCAGUGUACUUCUAUUUUACUCAGCUUUCAAUCACUUUACUCAAGCUUACAGAGAGAGUGGGUAUUUCUUUGUACGUUUAGUUAAUCAAGAUGAAUAUGAAAAAUGUCAGAUUUAAGAAUGUGCCAGUUUUUGUUUCCAGUGGGUUUACAGAAAUUGUAGAGUUCAUUGUUAUAAAAAAAUAAAUAAGUUGGUGAAAAAGGGA
Messenger RNA from Boleophthalmus pectinirostris (great blue-spotted mudskipper), 3831 nucleotides. RefSeq names its product LON peptidase N-terminal domain and ring finger 1 (gene lonrf4). NCBI's taxonomy places the organism in Eukaryota, Metazoa, Chordata, Actinopteri, Gobiiformes, Gobiidae. The record is from RefSeq and is a predicted model, not a curated record. The coding region runs from base 525 to 2291 and encodes 588 amino acids. The transcript has 12 exons. Gene Ontology annotation, molecular function: protein binding.